AUGAGUAGGAGGCUGACUGAAUACGGUCUGACAAAUACUGUGGAGGCAGCUCGGCUUGAGGAGAGUGGAGCGCUGGCAAAUAUGAAGCUACCUGCGAGAAUGUUGAAGAGGCCUCGAGAGAUUCGUCCCGUGUUGAUGACUCUUUCGAAGCGGAACACUAUAACCAUGCAUCGCCAAUGGAAAAUGGAGACAGAGUCGCGUGCCAACGGUGAACCUACUUCCAAUAGUGGCGAGCUUGACCGAUACUUGGACGAAAGGUUGCAGAUCAACGUGACGGCAGGCGAAUCCGUACCCACAAUCAGCUUCCAAGCGGUGGAGGAAAACACCAUCGAAUUGCUAGUUGUGGUGACUAGAAAGAUGCACCUCAUUCUCAAAGGCCGUCUCACAGAGUAUCUGGUCUCAACAUUUGGCGCCGUGGCCCAAAACUUCAAACACCCCAGCCUUAAAGCGUCGGUCAAAAUCAAUAUUGUGGACAUACUUCUUCUGAAUUCCAAUUUUGCACUACGUGAAGGCCUCGAAGACUGGUCAAAUAAAAAUCACGAGGAAGUGAUGGGUAAAUUUUGCCAUUGGAUAAAUAGGAUUAGAAGACCGACAAUGAAUUGGGACUCGGCUAUUCUCCUCAAUGUUGGGAACUUUAAGACAACUGCACUUGGCGUUGCUCACUACCAAGCCAUAUGUAGUCGGGAGAGCAGUUGCCUUGUUGUUGUUGAUAGAGGCUUUGGAACAGCCGAUAUCAUUGCCCACGAAAUUGGUCAUCAACUGGGAGCUAAGCAUGACUUUGAAGUGGGAUCUGAGUGUGGCCUAGAGGAACAACCGGGUCGCAAGAGGGCAGUCCAAAAUCUUAGUCGUCGAACUCCCGACACCGACGACCUGACAAUUCAACGUGAUACCAUCAUGUCUGGUAUUCUCUACUUUGAACUCUACCCUUUCCGAUGGUCUGCCUGCAGUCGGGAGAACAUUAAAUUUUUCCUCUCUCGUCCUGACUCUGCCUGUUUACGGACCCAAAACUCGCAGAAGACCGCUUUUACAUCAAAACAGUUGACACAACAUAUGGAACAGCACAAACCAGGAUUACGUUUCACUCUGACCGAACAAUGCGCCCUGGCACUGAGACAACGCGGGGCCCCAUUUUGUGGACACAGUUCUCCUGUGUGCAAGCAACUGCAUUGCUACGACGUACAACGUGAAAUGUGUCUUCCGGUUGAAGCGCCCUGGGCCGAGGGCUCCCGAUGUGGUUACAAAAGGUGGUGUGUAAUGGGACAGUGUCUGCUCCAAGGGGAGGUCAUUUUACCAAUCGACGGCGGUUGGAGCAGCUGGGAGGAGUGGGGGAGCUGCUCGCGAUCCUGCGGUGGAGGGGUGCAGUUCUCACGACGCGAGUGUACCAGCCCUGAACCUCAAAAUGGCGGUGAACACUGCCUUGGAACAAACGUUCGUGUCCGGUCCUGCAACGUUCAGGAUUGUCCUGAUUCAGUGGAUCUACGUCAAAAACUCUGUGACAAUGUAGGGCAAAAGCUUAAUAAACACCUGCAAGCUUUCAGACCAAGCAUUGGAGGUGCAAAUGCCUGUAAACUUGUCUGCCUCGACGGUACUAAGGAGGUUGCACACAACGAAAGCCUUCCGGAUGGAGCCCCUUGUUACGCACAUGGAACUGACAUCUGUAUCAAGGGGAGAUGCUGGCAAGCAGGUUGCGACAAGAUUCUUGGUUCGCGAAUGAAAAGGGACAACUGCAAUGUAUGUGGCGGCGAUAACAGUACCUGCUUUGCAGUCAACGGCGAAUUCCGCCACUCAGAUGCACUUGCCCCUGGUGCGAAACCUGUCGGAUUGACCGUUGCUGUGCACAUCCCUCAAGGGGUUACAAACGCCUAUAUCAAAAAGGUUUCAAGAAGGUCCACACCCUAUUCAGCAGACGCGUACGACGACUUUAUGCUACUAAUAUUCGAAGAGCUUAAGACUCGCAUCCGUCGAGGCGAAACACGGGAGCCUUUCGCGGGAGCGGAGCUCUAUUACAGCGGCAGUCGAGGAAAGGAAGAAAUUGUGCAUAUCAAGGGCCAAAUCAAUAAAAAUGUCAACAUUUUGAUUGGCAAUCGCCUAUACUCAGUUACCUCAGUGAUCCGAAUCUUUGCAGACGCCAUAAUACGAGUUGAAAAUAAGAACACCGAGCUUCCGCUUCCAGACGUGAAAUACACCUACUAUGUGAGCAAAGAUGCUGGCGAUCGCCUGCGCUUCGACCCUUUGAGUUCAGCUGAGCAUCACUACAACGACCCUUUGUUGCGAUUUCUCCGAUCGCCUCGCAAAGAAGCCCCACUCGACGAUACCAACGAGGAAGGUGUUGAAAAACUCUCUCCUCUAGGGCCAUCAAGGACUGGACACCCACCGCACACCACCAAAGAGCCCAUGGGCUUCGAAUGGAAGAUGGAUGAAAUUCCCAAGGAAUGUACGAGUUGCUCAGGUACUGUACAGAGUCACGCCUCCUGUUACCCCAUGUUCAGCAGUCAGGAGGCCGCGAAGCGUUAUGGAAUGCAUCCGCUCCGCCCUCUACCACCACGUUACUGUGGCGAAAGUUUGAGACCGGCGCCGGUGACACGUAACUGCGCUGACUACUGUGGAGUACGGUGGUCAUGGCGAGAGGUAAACGCCUCAGACUACACGGUCGCCCGAUCCACCUGCUCUGUGCGAUGUGGCGAGGGCGUUGCGGAGGCGCGCUUUACCGCUAUCUGCGAGGAGAAAGUUCACGAUAAGGACACAUCUCACACCAUUUGGCGUGAAAGUCCUCUCGGUGCUUAUGCUUGCAUCAAAGCCGAAAUUGGUGAACCUCCCGAGGAUAAAGUGGUGACCAACCGUUGCACAGGGGAUUGUAGACCUCUUCAAUGGGUCUUUUCUGACUGGGAUAAGUGUUCGCAACGCUGUGGUUCCGGAACAAAACAGCGCAGUGUGACGUGUGUGGAUGACGCAGGCAACCAUUGGCCACUUGCUGAGUGCCUGAAGCACAUUCCGUUAACCACGAUGGGUGAAAUUGAUGGAGUGGAUGAAUAUGUGGGAACUGAAUCAGAAGAAUGCUUUGAAGUGGAUGCCUGUGGAGGUCAGUUAACGUGGGUCGCAACUCCGUGGUCUGAAUGUCGCUCCACAGCCUCAUACAUGGAUAAGAGCGGCCUAUGUCGUUCUGAGCUGAAACGCCAUCUUGACGGUGAUAACCAAGGUCUGCCUAGCAGUUCUGCCUUCAUUGGCUUUCAGACACGAACUAGCAAGUGUGUUAUGCACUUCACCUCUGACGAGAGGGUCAACUUUGAGGUUCCACAACAUUUCUGCGAGCGUGCACACGCCCCAAAGCCUCUCGAGCAGCAAGCCUGCACCGUAGAAUUCACCUGCUACCGUUGGACAACCGUUCAGUUUUCACAGGCGAGUUCAAUAUCCACAUACCAAUUAAUAGGUCAACGUAUAGGACACCUCUCCUGCGAGCAGAUCAGCAUUUCACGAAAUGAAAGACCAACCGUGACGCCCAUGGAUGAGACCAGUUGCCUUUCUCACCUAGGCUCCAACGUCUCCCUUCAACUCGAUAGUCGACGGGAGGAUCCGACAGUUUACAUAGUCGAGCGUGGCUCUUCGGAAGAGCGUGAGAUCCUCCAGCGUGCGCCUUACCUCCGCCCUCUUCCUUUCACCCCUGGCAAGCCUCUCUUUCUAACCUGCUCCAAUCCGCCCUGUCAAAGUCGCAAUCUCGAAUGGGUGGCCGGUGAAUGGUCUAUGUGCUCUGCAACUUGCGGCGUUGGCUAUCAACGCCGCUCCCUCCGAUGCCUGCUGGUUGAGCGACACGCCGGUUCCCCUUCAAAGUCGGAGGUGGUGGGGUUAGAAAAACCGGAGUCGGAGUGCAUCGCCAGAGGACUUGUCAGACCGGCAGACAUGCAGCUGUGCAUCUGCGAGUCUGGCACACAGGAACGGCAAAUUCGAUGUGUUCGACAGAAGAACCUCUACACGACUUCCCCUGAAAGCGUCAUGUGGAGUAGCUUUGAAGUCCAUCCCAACGUGAGCAGUAUAGUAAUCGAGCAGGAGGUGAAUUCAGACGAGUGUGAGCUCCAGGUGAAACCUGCGGAAAAACGCGCCUGCCUUUUGACUUCUGAGUGUCCCUUCUGGUACCAAGGGCCAUGGUCAUCUUGUUCAUCAACCUGUGGGGCGGGUAGAAGGUUUAGACAUGUGGACUGUCGAUUUCCUAACGGCACGGUGCUCUACGCUAUCGGAAGGUCAUCACGCGAUCGCAAUAUACUUAAACUGCCGUCCAGAAGAAGACGCAAUCACAUUGCUGCAUCUAAAGAAUAUCUAAGUACAUUAAGAUGCUUAGAACCCCACCCUGUUGAUAGGACAGAGUGCUUGCUCAGGCCAUGCCAAGAAGAUAGACCCUUUUGGUGGCCAGUCGUCUCGUCGACCUGUAACACCAAUGGUUGCAAUCGUGGCUAUCAGCAAAGGGAGCUGCAGUGCCUCGCACCCUCUUUUCAACCAGUUGACCCCAAGGAGUGUGCCUACUCUCGAAAACCCCUCAACGUAAUUCCUUGCACUUUACAAGAAUGUAAGACCUACCGUUGGCGCACGGAUACCUGGACUAGAUGUCCCUACGUGUGUGGAAAGCACUCAAGGUACAGGAAUGUUCGCUGUGUGGAUGAUCUUGGUGAAGAGUACGCCGACCACCUCUGCCAGACUCAUUUGCGUCCUGACUCUUGGAGUGUCUGUCCCGAUGCCUGUCCAGAUCUUCCGAUCAGUUGCUGGGAUCAGAAACAGCGCCACCCCUCUUCGUCUGACGGCCUGUAUGAGCUCGCUGUACAUAACCAAGUGGUCAAAAUAUACUGUAGUGACAUGGAGUCAUCCUAUCCUCGUGAAUACCUUCCGCUUCUCUAUCUAAAUUAUGCAUCCAUCCGACAUUUUGAAGAGGAGGACGAAAGAAAUUGCUCAUCAGCAAAUGUCUACCACAAUGGGAAAGUGACGGAUACCAAUGAGACCGCCAACACGACUUUCGAAAUUCGGUUGCCCAAGCUACAUGAAAUCCCGCCAGCCAGCAUUACCGUCUUCAGAAAACUACGUAUCAACCUCAAUUCCUUAUAUGUUGACAUAUUUGAUGGACGGUUCAGUGAAACGUUGGGAACCCGAUUUGUCCCUUACGCAUCUGCGAAGUCCUGCUCACGAGGCACUUGUCAGCUAGGAAAAUUCCUGAUAAACCUCAAGGGAACUGGUUUUAUUGUUUCAAAAGAAACGCAAUGGCGAGCAUCCCGACCAGAGGCAUUUGGACAUAUAGCACGCACUAGGGGCUCAACGAUUGUUAUGGGUUCCUGCGGCGGUGACUGUGGCGGUUGUUGGCCUGACCCGUUGCUGAAGCUCGAAGCAGCAGAUGCAGCAGAAAGGUGA
This is a messenger RNA of Hydatigera taeniaeformis, 5385 nucleotides long. Lineage: Eukaryota; Metazoa; Platyhelminthes; Cestoda; Cyclophyllidea; Taeniidae. The record is from the annotation of a GenBank genome assembly.